Oppia nitens is the source of this 2356-nucleotide messenger RNA. Its product is annotated as protein suppressor of hairy wing-like. The record is from RefSeq and is a predicted model, not a curated record. The transcript has 5 exons. NCBI's taxonomy places the organism in Eukaryota, Metazoa, Arthropoda, Arachnida, Sarcoptiformes, Oppiidae. The coding region runs from base 261 to 2150 and encodes 629 amino acids.
UAUGAAGUGAUGGUUGAAUUAAGCGCUCAAUAGUUGGGUUGCCUUUCAGUUGAGUGCAUUGAAGCCAUACAGUGGUGUAUAGUGUUGUUGUACUAUACUAUACGUCACAAACCAUUAUAUUAGUGAUGGCUUUAUCUGACUGUUAGUGCCUUUCAAAUGCAAUUCAUAUGAAUGAUAACCCAUUGUGUAACCCAUUGUAUUAGUUUGAUAUUUGUGGCCAAAUGUGUUAACCGCACGACCAUCGGGAUGAUAUAAGAAGAAUGGGUCGAAAAAAGAAGAGCCAAAUAACUGUCGCAAAGACAUCACCGAUAGAUAAGAGAGUGACUCGUUCUAAGAGGAAUGAAAAGAAUGUGUCAAAUACUGGACCACCAAUUAAGCCACCGAUUAGAAGGAAGACGACGAUCGCUAAGAAUAAUACCAAAAGUCAGUCAAUAGUUUUGGAGACUUUGAAUACAAUUGAAUUGGAAAAUAUUGAAACAGAAAUUAUCAACGAAUUACAAACUAAUGAAAUUAUAACACCCGAUGAUAACGACAUUGACAUCAAUCAAACCAUUGAUGUCUCGCAUUUGAAACAAACCGAUUGCCAUCAAAUCGUUGCCAAAAAAUCAUUACCCGAACCUGUCUUAACAGUUGUGGACAAUGAGUUGAAUGGAAUAGUUUUAGAAGAUAUGUGCACUGAAACUGAGGUAAACAAUGCAAAGACAUCUCCUAAGAAAAAAGGCGGAAAACGCAAAGCAAAGACAGCUAAAAACGGUGCACAAGAUGUGGACAAUCAAACUAAUGGCAAUAAUAGCACUAAUAAAAGCCUUCCUUGUCUUGAUUGUGGUCUUGAGUUUCCUGAUAUGCAUUCGCUUGUUCUUCACGAGGUUACAGCUCAUGAAGAAAAAGGUUAUCGAUGUCAUGUUUGCGAAAAGGUUUUUACACGAAAAUAUCAUUUGGAUCGACACUUGCAAUUGACGCCCUGUUCAGGACAACCACCCCCAGCCCAUCCAUGUGAAGUGUGUGGCAAAGUAUACACACGCAAAGACAAUCUUCGGGAGCAUUUAAGAGUACACGCGGGAGAAGUGACUCGCAAGAAGAAAUUUAAGUGUGAGCACUGUCCUAAAAUGUUUCACGGGGCCAGUCUUCUCAGGAUACAUGUGCGCACUCAUACCGGCGAAAAGCCAUUCAAAUGUGACUUUUGUCCCAAAGCUUUUCCUUCAGGAGGAGCCCUCACCAAACAUAGACGAAUACAUACGGGAGAAAAACCAUAUAAUUGUCCGGAAUGUGACAUAAGGUUCUCAUUGAAAGGAACACUCAAUCGGCACAUGAGGAUACAUACGGGAAUCCGUCCGCAUAAGUGUCCCUAUUGUGGCAAACAAUUCAUACAAGCGGGUGGUCUUAAAGCUCAUCUUUUUUACCACACCGGACAAAAUGGCUUCAAAUGCGAGUUCUGUUCAAAGAUCUUCAAUCGAAAGGCUAGACUUCAGAUGCAUACACGUUAUGUUCACGAAAAAGACAGACCAUAUGAAUGCAGUGAAUGCAAUAAAAAGUUUACGCGAAAAGAAGAUCUUAACCGACAUUUUGUUUUACAUACGGGCGAAAAACCACACGAAUGUCCCACUUGUCAUAAACGAUUCUCGAUAAAGCCAUCACUGAAACUGCAUUUACUGACGCACACUAAGGAAGAGCCGCGAAGUUGUCAUGAAUGCGGUCGAGCUUUCAUUCGCAAAGAUUGUCUGCUAAGACAUAUGCGUAAAAGACAUCGCGAUUUGCUCGAUAAGAUUCUUCUGGAAGAAAAAGAAGAGAAUGAAGUGACUGGAACUUCCAGUUCUCCCAAUUCCAGUGGAUAUGCCGUCAAUAAUCGUGUUCUUAGUGAACAAAAGCUAUGCGAUUCUAUCCGAGAACUUCUUAGUCUUUUGGUAGAUGAGGCAACACUAAAGGGCUUUGGAUGGCCCGACGCACCGGUAGAUGAACUAUUAGAAGCUGUCAUCAAACGGUGCGGACACACCCCUGUGAAACACGACAGUUACAGCUAUUAUGAUAGGCUUAGGGAGAACUCGAAAUUAUUGUUCACUGUUGUCAUCGAUGACAAUGCAGUGAAGACUUUGCUCAACAAUCAAACUGUCGAUGAAGUGAUACUUCAUGUCCUUAGAUUAGCUAAAUCCUAGACUUCCCUUACAUUCCUUGUUUGGAAAUAUAUUAUCAAUUAUAAUAUAAUGAGUCCUUUAAAAAUACCCUAAUAAUUAUUACAAAUAUUUUAUGAUAUCUACAAACAUAUUUUAUUUGAAAGUGCCUUCAAAUUGCACUAUAUAUUAAUAGUGUUAAUAUCUAGUUAUAUCUUAACCCGUUUGGUCACAAUUAUGCGACACUCCUU